Molecule: messenger RNA, 1239 nt
Organism: Cladocopium goreaui
Lineage: Eukaryota; Dinophyceae; Suessiales; Symbiodiniaceae
Source: the annotation of a GenBank genome assembly
AUGGACUGGUCGGGAAAAGGAAAAGGCAAAACGGAUACCGGAAUGGCGGAUCUCAUGGACUGGGCCAUGACCAUGGCGUCGAUGUAUGGUCCACCCCCUGGCUGGGAGGACAGCUGGGAAGGUAAAGGCGGCGGUAAAGGCAAGUCGAGUGCUGGAAACGGUUGCGGCAAGGGCAAGUCCGCAGAAGCCAUGACGGCACCAUCAUGCAAGGUCUUUGUUGGUGGCCUGCCCAAGGUCAUUUCCGAAGCCUCGGUGCGACAGUCCUUCGCCCAUUUUGGGAACAUCAUCGAAGUGAAGAUGAUGGUUGGAGCGAUGGGCGAGUCGAAGGGCUAUUGCUUCAUCACCUUCUCCAACAUCCAAGAAGCCAACUCGGUGCUGGCGAAUUAUGACUACAACACCGUGGAGGGAAAGUGGGUGGAUUGCAAGCCCGCGUCGCAAGGCAUGGGGCCCAAAGCUGGAGAUUGGACCUGCCCCAGCUGCGGCGACAACGUCUUCGCUUGGCGCACGGAGUGCAAUCGCUGUGGCACCCCACGGGUGGGGGCCAUGACUGGUGGCGCUGGUGGCGGCAGUCGCCCCGGCGACUGGUUGUGCCCGGCCUGUGGAGAUUUGUGUUUCUCCUCCCAAGAGAACUGCAAGAGCUGCGGUCAAGCCAAACCCGGCGGCGCCAAGCGUAUGGGUUCCAAACCAGGCGAUUGGACCUGCCCUCAAUGUGGUGACCUCGUCUUUGCCUUCAAAAACGCGUGUAGCCUGUGUGGUACCCCAAAGCCAGCGGAGAUACGAUCGUCACCAUACUGUUUCCCCCCCAAGGUGGCGGGGAAAGGGCGACGAUUUAACGAGACGCCGCGGCGGAAAACAGGGGUCCCCGCGGCCUGCCCCGGCAACGCGGAAAGUUCGGAACAAGGCUUCGGUGAUGGCUACAGAUCGCCGCAGGGCGAUCUGUUGCUGCGAGAUGAGAAUCGGGAGGUGUGCCAACAGCAAUUUGAUAUCUUCCUGGUCAAGUCUGCCAGUAGCACCUUGGGGAUUGAUGUGGAUCUCUUGGAGGGCAAUGCCAUGCUGGUCCAAGCCGUUCAAGAGACGGGCGUGUUGUCCGAGUGGAACCGGAGAAAUCCCAGCCAUGCGGUCCAAAAGCACGACCGCAUCGUCAAGGUGAACGGAGUCGAGGGCAAUGCAGACCUCAUGGCGAAGAAAUGUCGUGAAGAUUCAGAUCUCCAACUGACCAUUUGCAGAAGUCGGCCCUAG